AGGGCAGACCGGAAAACUUCACAGCCUCAAACCGUAGCCAUGAAAGGUGGGGCACACAAUGAAAUUAUGAUAAAGGAUUUGGCGGAGCUUUUUAUAAACAAUAGCAGCUGAAAGCAGCUAUUCAUUUUGAUGCAAUUACGUGCGGACUUUCUUGACGUGAUUCAGACAUCUGGAAGAAGUCAUGGCAUGGUCAUAUUCUCUUCUACCUGCUCUGGCAUUGAUGCCCCUUGCCUAUGUGAUGACGGUGCACACGGCACCCUGCCAAACAUGCCGAAAACUCACUCAGAGCUUCAUAAAGGGUAUUGAGCGAACAGCUAACAAGAACUUUGGUGGUGGGAACACUGCUUGGGAGGAGGAAAAGCUGGCGAAAUAUGCUCGCAGUGAAACCCGUCUAUUGGAGAUUGUAGAGACAGCUUGUGAGAAGUCUGACUUUGAGUGCAACAGACUACUAGAGCAGAUAGAAGACCAGGUGGAGACAUGGUGGUUCCACAGGCAACUGGAGGCUCCAGAUCUUUUUGAGUGGUUAUGCAUCCAGGAGCUUAGACUGUGCUGUCCUCCGGGACGGUUUGGGCCUGACUGUGCACAGUGUCCCUCAGGACCUCAUGGUGUGUGUGGAGGUCUGGGACGCUGUGAAGGUGAUGGAACCCGUCUUGGAGAUGGAGAGUGUGUUUGUGACCCAGGGUACUCGGGACACCUCUGCCAAGACUGUGCUGAUGGCUACUACAGAGAUAAGAGCUCAAAUGGAACACAGCCCCCUUGCUCAGCAUGCUACCACCCAUGUCGAAAGUGUACAGGGCCACAUGAUUACAAUUGCCUUGAUUGCAAAUCAGGAUGGAUACUUCAUGACCGCAAAUGUAUAGAUGUGGAUGAAUGUGGCACAGAGCUUGCUCGCUGUCCAUCUAAUACUUACUGUUUCAACACAGAUGGAUCUUAUGAGUGCAGAGGUUGUGAUCAAUCUUGUGUGGGCUGCAUGGGCAGUGGUCCAGCUAGAUGCAAGAAGUGUUCUAGAGGUUAUAAGCUUAAUGGGGCCAAGUGCCUUGAUGUUGAUGAGUGCAAUGAGCGUGCCAUUGCAUGCCCAGGUCUUAAUGAGGCCUGCAUAAAUGAGGAGGGUUCAUUCCGCUGUGAGUGUGCUGAAGGAUUCAUUCGAAGAGACAGUAUAUGUGUGGAAAACAUACUACCCACUGGGCCAGAGAAGGGAUUAUUUGAUGACAUGACAGAUGACGAAGUCUUGGUCUUGCAGCAGAUGUUCUUUGGUGUGGUCAUCUGUGCCCUUGCCACAUUGGCAGCAAAGGGUGACAUGGUCUUCACUGCUAUUUUCAUUGGUGGUGUCGCAGCCAUGGCUGGUUAUUGGAUAUCAGAAAAGGGGGAUCGCAUGUUGGAUGGGAUACUUAAAGGACGUUCGCCCGGUAAUUAAAAAAAUACCAUGAAAGAAA
Alosa alosa (allis shad) is the source of this 1433-nucleotide messenger RNA. It is a transcript of the gene creld1b, whose product is annotated as protein disulfide isomerase Creld1. The coding region runs from base 182 to 1414 and encodes 410 amino acids. The record is from RefSeq and is a predicted model, not a curated record. Gene Ontology annotation, molecular function: calcium ion binding. The transcript is spliced from 11 exons. Lineage: Eukaryota; Metazoa; Chordata; Actinopteri; Clupeiformes; Clupeidae.